AUGGCGACUGAAGUGGAAGAUACCAUCAAGCGAAUUCAGGCACACAAAGGUGUCAUGGGCGUAAUAAUUGUUAACCACGAAGGCAUUCCCAUCAAAAGUUCUCUGGACAACGCAACAUCUGUGCUUUAUUCGGGUCUUAUUGGUCAGCUUACUGAAAAAGCAAAGAAUGUAGUGCGGGAAAUGGAUACCACAAAUGAGCUGACAUUCUUGAGAUUAAGAAGUAGAAGACAUGAGAUCCUCAUCGCCCCUGACCGUGAAUUCAUACUGAUUGUCAUACAAAACACAUCAGAUUAG
This is a messenger RNA of Arctia plantaginis, 294 nucleotides long. The record is from the annotation of a GenBank genome assembly. Lineage: Eukaryota; Metazoa; Arthropoda; Insecta; Lepidoptera; Erebidae.